This is a messenger RNA of Penicillium angulare, 465 nucleotides long. Its product is annotated as protein transporter TIM17. Gene Ontology annotation, biological process: protein import into mitochondrial matrix. Lineage: Eukaryota; Fungi; Ascomycota; Eurotiomycetes; Eurotiales; Aspergillaceae. Gene Ontology annotation, molecular function: transmembrane protein transporter activity. Gene Ontology annotation, cellular component: mitochondrial inner membrane; TIM23 mitochondrial import inner membrane translocase complex. The transcript has 4 exons. Bases 1 to 465 code for a protein of 154 amino acids. The record is from RefSeq and is a predicted model, not a curated record.
AUGGAUCACACUCGGGACCCCUGCCCCUAUGUCGCUCUGAGUGACUUUGGUGGUGCUUUCUGCAUGGGUGCUAUCGGUGGUGCUGUCUGGCACGGUGUCAAGGGUUUCCGCAACAGCCCCUACGGCGAGCGCCGCAUUGGUGCUCUCACAGCUAUCAAGGCUCGAGCUCCUGUACUUGGUGGUAACUUCGGUGUCUGGGGUGGUCUGUUCAGUACCUUCGACUGUGCUAUCAAGGGUAUUCGCAAGAAGGAAGAUGCCUGGAACGCCAUUUCCGCCGGUUUCUUGACCGGUGGUUCUCUCGCCGUUCGUGGUGGUGUCAAGGCCGCCCGUAACUCCGCCAUCAUGUGCGCCGUUUUCCUCGCAGUCAUCGAGGGUGUCGGUAUUGGUUUCCAACGAAUGAUGGCCGACAACACCAAGCUCGAGCUUCCUCCCCCUCCUCCAUCCGAGCAGAAGGCUUUUGCUUAA